AUGGAGAAUCAAUCUUGGGACUUCUCUGAAGCCCUCAUGGGCAAUAUCAGCACCAACCAGACUCUUCUGAACAAGAUGCCUCAGUUGCCCCUGGAGAUGCAGGUGGUCACUAUCUUGCUGGUCCUUCUGAUCUGUGGGGUAGGCAUUGCAGGCAAUGUUAUGGUCGUCCUGGUGGUUCUUCGCACCAAGCACAUGGUGACUCCCACCAACUGCUAUCUGGUGAGCUUGGCUAUAGCUGACUUGAUUGUGCUCCUGGCAGCUGGGCUGCCCAACAUCUCUGAGGUGAUGGCUUCCUGGGUGUACGGCUAUGCUGGUUGCCUCUGCAUUACUUACCUGCAGUACUUGGGCAUCAACAUCUCAGCAUGUUCCAUCACAGCCUUCACGGUGGAGCGCUACAUUGCCAUCUGCCAUUCCAUUAAGGCACAGCUGCUUUGCACCGUAGCCCGGGCCAAACGCAUCAUCGCUGUCCUAUGGCUCUGUACUUCACUCUACUGUCUCAUGUGGUUCUUUUUGGUGGACACCUCAAAAGCCAUGUUUGCCGAUGGCACUCAAGUCAGCUGUGGCUACCGUGUCUCCAGGAACCUCUAUAUGCCCAUCUACUUCUUAGACUUCACCAUAUUCUAUGUCAUCCCCCUGGGCUUGGCCACUGUUCUGUACGGUCUCAUUGCCCGCAUCCUCUUCAUGAAUCCACUGCCUGCAACACCGCAACAUGCAAGCCGGAUGAGCAAACGCAGCAGCUCCAUCACUACCUCCAGCUCCAUGAAGCACUCUUGCCGAGGAAACAAGGGUGCUUUGAGCUCCAGGAAACAGGUGACCAAGAUGCUGGCUGUGGUGGUGAUUCUCUUUGCCCUUCUGUGGAUGCCUUACCGUACCUUAGUGGUAGUCAACUCUUUCAUGGACCCUCCCUACCUGAACAGGUGGUUUCUCCUCUUCUGUAGACUCUGCAUUUACCUGAACAGUGCUAUCAAUCCAGUCAUUUAUAACUUGAUGUCCCAAAAAUUUAGAGCUGCCUUCAGAAAGCUAUGCAAAUGCGAGCAGAAGAGAACUGAAAUUGCCACACAGUUUAACACCCCUGUCUUCUACAGCACAAUGAAAGACUAUUCUCAUGACAGUAUGGACCACAAUGUAACAGAACAAGAAGAUCUCAAUGGCUGCCCUCCAAUAGCCAGGAAACAGUAA
This is a messenger RNA of Thamnophis elegans (Western terrestrial garter snake), 1179 nucleotides long. Its product is annotated as thyrotropin-releasing hormone receptor-like. The record is from RefSeq and is a predicted model, not a curated record. The transcript is spliced from 2 exons. Gene Ontology annotation, biological process: phospholipase C-activating G protein-coupled receptor signaling pathway. Gene Ontology annotation, molecular function: thyrotropin-releasing hormone receptor activity. Lineage: Eukaryota; Metazoa; Chordata; Lepidosauria; Squamata; Natricidae. Gene Ontology annotation, cellular component: membrane. The coding region runs from base 1 to 1179 and encodes 392 amino acids.